Molecule: messenger RNA, 1051 nt
Organism: Paramacrobiotus metropolitanus
Lineage: Eukaryota; Metazoa; Tardigrada; Eutardigrada; Parachela; Macrobiotidae
Product: chymotrypsinogen B-like
Exons: 5
Coding region: 6-965 (319 amino acids)
Biological process (GO): proteolysis
Molecular function (GO): serine-type endopeptidase activity
Source: RefSeq, a predicted model, not a curated record
UCAAUAUGGCAUCGUGUGGAUUUCCAAUGAUUCUGUUGGCCGUUAUAAAGAUACUAUGUGGUAAUCAAUUCUGUAUCUUUCACAUAAUCCAUCCGAAGUUCGAAUAUAUUUUACUAACUCGCUACCAUACGUCAGUGCUUCUAGCGUUAUCGGAGGCGGCUAUUACCUGCGGAAUUCCUCAGAUAUCACCACGAUCGGAUAUGUCAAGAGUGAAAGGCGGCAAUGAUGCGGUGCCUGGCAGUUGGCCGUGGCAGGUUCGUCUCGGCAUUCGCCAGGCUAACGGCCAAGUGAUGUGGAAUUGCGGAGGCAGCAUUUUAACCGAGAAAUAUGUCGUUACUGCUGCUCAUUGUUUAGUCGGUGGGGUUAAUGCCCAGUAUAUGAUCCGUGCCGGUGAUCACGACCAGACGCGCACCGAAGUGGCGCAAGUGGAUCGCGCCGUACUGCGCAUUGGUCAGCACCCGAACUACGCCGGCCAAUCGGGCAACUUCAGGAACGACAUUGCCAUUCUCCGGCUGGCCACCAACCUGACCUUCAAAGCCCAGAUCAGUCCGGUGUGUUUGCCCAUCAGCAAGGAGGAUAUCCCGCACGGCACCACCUGCAUGGUUACCGGCUGGGGAAAGUCGGGUCCGACGGGUACCAGCUACAAACCGGCACUACAGCAGGGUCGUGUGCAGAUUAUCGGACGGCAGCAGUGUGCGGCGCAGUAUUGGGGCAAUAUGGUCACCAGCAAUGUCCAAGUGUGCGCCGGGACACCAGCUGGCACAGUGGAUGCCUGUUCGGGCGACAGUGGUGGGCCGUUAGUGUGUCAAGAUCCGACUAGCCGACGCUGGGUUCUUCAUGGUGUCGUCAGUUUUGGACCUCUUACAGGUUGCGGAAAUCCGACAAAGCCGGCUGUCUAUACAAGGAUCACGGGAUUGCUGGACUGGAUCAAGACCACAACCGGAAACACUGUUUUGCAAUAUUAACCCACGGUGGACAAGGCCUGAUGUCUUUCCGUUAGAAGAUUAGCUGCGCUGGUUAUAAAGCCAUGUACUGAUGCUGCACAAACUUU